Messenger RNA from Anolis sagrei ordinatus, 1009 nucleotides. RefSeq names its product bolA family member 1 (gene BOLA1). Lineage: Eukaryota; Metazoa; Chordata; Lepidosauria; Squamata; Anolidae. The record is from RefSeq and is a predicted model, not a curated record. Gene Ontology annotation, cellular component: mitochondrion.
CAUUUCCCAGAAUGCACUUCGGGGGAGGAAAGGAGGAAGGAAACAGCAAGGUCAGAAGAAGAAGCACAAACAAGGGGGAAGGUUUUGCCGCUUGACCGCCUAUGAUCUCCGCCGGCCUCUUGGUGCUCGGCCGGACUCUCCGCCACCCCGCUUCCUUCUCGGCCCGAGCCUUCUCCUCUCCGUCCGGAUCCAUGGAAGAGAAGCCGGUGGAGGCCGGGAUCCGUUCCAAGCUCCAGCGCGCCUUGGACCCGGUCCACUUGGAGGUGGCCAACGACAGCCACAUGCACGCCGUGCCGCGGGGCUCGGAGACCCACUUCCGGGUGAUGGUGGCCAGCCGGCGCUUCGAGGGCCUCUCGCUCAUCCACCGGCACCGGCUGGUCAACGACAUCCUCCGGGAGGAGCUCUCCGGCCCGGUCCACGCCCUCUCCAUCCAAGCCAAGACCCCGGAGCAGUGGGAGAAGAACCCCCAAGGCAUCGAGGCCCCCAAGUGUUUGGGGGGAUCCAAGCACGACCCGCAAAUGGGCACCAAAACGGAGACAGCAUGAUUAAAGCGGCAUCCCUUUUGGGAACCGAUUCCCCGACCCAUUCGUCUCCAAUGUGCUCUGUUUACCAGUGCCUUCGGUUCAUUAAUUUCCAAAUGUAUGGAUUUACAUGAUUCCUGGUUUGGGAGGAAAGGGAAUUAUAGUAUUUGGGGCCAUGUCAGGUUUACUCGUGCAACUAUCAGCCCCUCUCCCAUACUGACACAGCACAUAGCCGAUCCUGGAACUUUUCAUUAUGUUUAUCGUUGUGUGUUUCUUGGACACACAUUAUAUCACUUUUCUUAUCUCGGCACAGUUCAUAGUUGUUCUUUGGCAGCUGACAUGCCUUCAAUGUUGAUUGGGAUUAUUGACAUAGUUGUCCUGAAAAGGUCCGUUGUUUGGUUUAGUUGCAUGCUGCAAGUCACUCCUGGUUUGAGAGAAUCAGCCGUCUACGAAGACGUCACCCAGGGGACAAUAAAGAUGUAUCUUCA